Phaeodactylum tricornutum CCAP 1055/1 is the source of this 540-nucleotide messenger RNA. RefSeq lists its product with no specific name. The transcript has a single exon. The annotation marks the transcript as partial. Gene Ontology annotation, biological process: ubiquitin-dependent protein catabolic process. Lineage: Eukaryota; Bacillariophyta; Bacillariophyceae; Surirellales; Neidiaceae. The record is from RefSeq and is a predicted model, not a curated record. Gene Ontology annotation, cellular component: proteasome core complex, alpha-subunit complex; proteasome core complex.
UACGAUCGAUCCAUCACAACCUUCGAUCCUUCCGGCCGUCUUCUUCAAGUGGAAUACGGAAUGGAAGCUUCGAAUCGUGGUGUACCGAUUCUGGCGCUGAAGACUGAUCACGAAGUAUUUGUCUUCAUCCGGCAAGCUGCUUCGGCUUCUAUGAUACCUGGGCAAAAAGUUCACCGCAUAGACGAACACAUUUGGAUUUUUACGGCAGGCUUCGCGGGGGAUGCACGAGUCUUGGCGUCCUCAUUGCGGUCCUUUUGUCAGCGACAUCGUCUUAGCAUGGGCGAAGCACCAACAACGUCUGAAGUGGCCCGCGAAGCGGCCGCCCUACAGCAUGAGCUGACGCGUGUUGGUGGGGCACGGCCAUUGGGGUGCACCGCGAUUGUAGCUGGCGUCGACGUAUCUAUGAAUGGGGAAACGCGCUUAUUUCGAACGGACCCCGGUGGGGUGAUGGAGGACUGUAACUUCUGUGCAGCUGGAAAAGACCAGGACCUCUCCAUGAAUAUUCUAGAAGAAACUUACGAUGCAUGUGUGGCUGCCGAC